Molecule: messenger RNA, 618 nt
Organism: Prorocentrum cordatum
Lineage: Eukaryota; Dinophyceae; Prorocentrales; Prorocentraceae
Source: the annotation of a GenBank genome assembly
GCUCAAGGCUUUUUAGUACAAGUACUUUUGGUCUCUGAUCGUCAUAGCUCCGUAUAGCUAUCGAUACCGAAUAGUUUCGUAUAACUUCAAUUUCAAUCCUGCACGGUCCAAGCUAUGUUUCAAGUCCUGGCGCAGCUGUGUGCAGUGGGGUUUGUAACUACUUGCGCUGAGCACGUGGACCUGCAGCUCAUGCAGAUGCACACGGCCAGUCUCUUGCGUGGCAGUGAGAUCUGGCCGGGAUGCAGUACUUCAACCCAGGGCGACGAGUGUUACGAGAAGGUGAUGUGGGCGAUGCGGACGGGCAUCAAACAACACCCAAAGUGGUAUAUCCCUCUGACGAGUAAUUCCAGCUUUGAGGACUUCCAGCAGCACCUGCACACCGUGGAUCGGCUCUCUGACGUGUGCCCCAAGCCAUGCGCAGCGGCGCAGUCAGAGGAGCGACCGACAGAGCAGUUGCCCGCAGUGCCACAUGCAUGCCGCACCAGUGUUGAGGGCGACGAGUGUUACGAGAAGGUGAUGUGGGCGAUGCGGACGGGCAUCAAACAACACCCAAAGUGGUAUAUUCCUCUGACGAGUAAUUCCAGCUUCGAGGACUUCCAGCAUGGUAUAUUCCUCUGA